Molecule: messenger RNA, 1173 nt
Organism: Polychytrium aggregatum
Lineage: Eukaryota; Fungi; Chytridiomycota; Chytridiomycetes; Polychytriales
Product: Thiolase, N-terminal domain-containing protein
Exons: 7
Coding region: 1-1173 (390 amino acids)
Biological process (GO): fatty acid beta-oxidation
Molecular function (GO): acetyl-CoA C-acetyltransferase activity
Source: RefSeq, a predicted model, not a curated record
AUGGUCCAUUUCCAGGAGGUCGUCAUCGUUGCUGCUGUCCGAACUCCCGUCGGCUCGUUCCAAAAGUCGCUCGCCAAGUUCACGGCUACUGAACUCGGUGCCCUUGCUAUCAAGGGCGCCUUGGCCAAGGUCCCCAAUCUCCCUGUCGCGCAGGUUGAGGAGGUGUUCAUGGGCAACGUCGUCUCGGCGGGUCUGGGACAGGCUCCCGCUCGCCAGGCUGCCCUCAAGGCUGGACUCUUGGACAGCACCGAGGCCACCACCGUCAACAAGGUCUGCGCUUCCGGCAGCAAGGCUGUGAUCUUUGCCGCCGAGACUCUGGCCCUCGGACACCGCUCGGUUGUCGUCGCCGGCGGCAUGGAGAGCAUGAGCAACGUGCCCUUUUACUUCCCACGCGGCGCCCAGUUUGGCCACCAGACAGCCCAGGAUGGCAUCAUCAAGGAUGGUCUGUGGGAUGUUUACAACAACGUGCACAUGGGCAACUGCGCCGAGGAAACGGCUGUCGAGUACAACAUCACCCGCGAGGAGCAGGACGCCCAUGCGAUCUCGUCCUACAAGCGCUCCGCUGAGGCCUGGGAGAAGGGUCUGUUCAAGGAAGAAGUCAUCCCCGUCACCAUCAAGAGUCCCAAGGGCGACAAGAUCAUCGAUCGCGACGAGGAGUACACCAACGUCAAGUUUGACAAGAUCCCCACUCUCAAGGGCGUCUUUGUCAAGAGCGGCACCGUCACUGCCGCCAAUUCCUCGACUCUGAACGACGGUGCCUCGGCUCUGAUCCUGACGACCCGCGCCAAGGCCGACGAGCUCGGCAUCAAGCCUCUUGCCCGGAUCCUGUCCUUUGGCGAGGCCGCCACUGCUCCCAAGAAGUUCACCAUCGCUCCGAGCCUGGCCAUCCCGAUUGCCCUGAAGCGCGCUGGAUUGUCCAAGGACGACGUGAGCCUCUUUGAGAUCAACGAGGCCUUUAGUGCCGUCGUCAAAGCCAACGAGAAGAUUCUCUCUCUCGAUCCCGCCAAGAUCAACGUCGCUGGCGGUGCCGUCUCGCUCGGCCACCCUAUCGGAUCCUCUGGAUCCCGCAUCCUCGUCUCCCUGGUGCAUCUGCUCAAGCCCGGACAGAUCGGCGUCACGGGCAUCUGCAACGGAGGCGGCGCUGCCUCGUCCAUCGUCAUUGAGCGCCUCUAG